CUUGUCUGUACAAUGUAAAUAGCAAAAGAUUUUUUAUAGCGUAUUUUAAGUGCCGACUUAAAUGUACUGCAAACAAAAUUGUAGAAGUAUGUUCAUAUCAGUGGCCGGCUGUUUAUGUCUGUUUUCGAUAUCAGUUUGCUAUAAGACACCCGAAGGAAUGUACUCUACUGUGGUUACUAUAAUCAUGUUCAAUCAUAUAAUAUCGAAUAUAAAUUGUGUGACGGUGAAUCAAUAUACAAUUCCUGAAAUUAUUUCUAAAACGAGGACAGAGCUGACACCAAUUUUAAUAACGUGCAGCCUAAACGAUAUUGUUAUAAUAUCUGCACCAGUAAUCGAUCAGAGAGACGUGCACUACUAUUUGUACCGUCCGAAUGGCGGCAUUCUAAAAUUAAACAUCACCCAUCCGAAUUAUGCACAUAGCAACAAUGUUCAAGACACCGGUGAAAAGAAAUACAGUUUCAUUGUUAUUAAAUACACGAAAAAAGCAAAAAGAGCUAUUGUAUCGCCAUUAUAUAACUAUAGAGUAUUUAGUGUGAAGAAUAAAGGUGAUGACGACGUUGACUUAUUCGCUAAAAAUGAAAAGGAAAUGAAUUUAAAUGAUUUUAUGAUAGGGCCACUGGGUGAAAAUGAUCAUGGCAAUUGGGUGUUAUGUUUAUAUUACAAAGAUUUGAAUGAUGAGUGGUUAGAAAUGUUUCAAGUUAUAACAAUUAAAAUAAUAGAAUCGGUGACGGCCAGUGUGCGAAGAACAAAAUCUCGGACUGAGGAUACAUUCCAUUUCAGCUUCUCCUAUCCAAUUAGGGACUUAACCAGUUGCGAGCUGACUGCCCCCGUGUCCACUUACGAUAGAUACUAUGAGAGGGACGUGAUCAAUUGGGAUACAUGUGGUUAUGUUAUUAAGAAUAUAACAAAGAACGACGAAGGCAUGUGGCGGAUAAUGGGGGUGGGACGAAUUGUUUAUGAAACACUAGCAUAUUUAAAAUAUACAUAAAGUAGAUUUUUUUUAAUUAUGUACAUAUAUGUAACAACGUGGGUAUUAUCAUGUAGUCCCAACACAGAAUGAGCCACCCGUUCCUAUCCCAUGGGUAUUGUAAAUGGCGAUUAAGGAACUGUAAUGAGUAUUUAUUUAGCAGCGUCGCUCUUAAAACAUAACUAAAAUUAACUAACCUAACUGCGGUUGUCAACCCGCUUGCUAAGCGUGGCAACUACUGGAAAAACUUCAUUUAUAAGGAAGGCUUAUGUUUAGCAGUGGGCAGUUAACCCCUAAUAUUAUGAUGAUGAAUUAUUUAUCGCCGUUUUAUUUACGUUUUGAAUUCAGGGAUACUUAACUAGUUUCCAAUGCAAUAGGAUAAUAAGUCUUUAUUUGUGAGCGCGGUUCAUGACUGAGUCUCGACGGUAACUGCACAAUCAGCGCGAUAUUUGUCGCUGCGAUUACAUUAUAUAGCUGCAUAACAGUAUACACUAUUAUGUCCAUAAUACCUCUGAUACGUUGUCAUUUCCAAGGACUAAGAUGUUGUGCCUCCGUCACUGACCUAUUUGACUUCUGUAGGAGUGCACCACCCCACUAGGUAUAGGGGCGGGGGGAGCGGGGGAGGAAGGGAAUAUCAGUAAUGCUGACUACCAGUUCCAUUGCUCGCAAUAUACCCUGCCAUGUCGACCUCGACAUGGUCCCCCCUGGAAACCAUCGUACUUAUUUCCAGGUAAGACACAACGAUGAGCUAACUGACCUACCUUUUCAUUCUCAUCAUCCCUUCACUGGUACUCCGCCAGCG
Molecule: messenger RNA, 1769 nt
Organism: Galleria mellonella (greater wax moth)
Lineage: Eukaryota; Metazoa; Arthropoda; Insecta; Lepidoptera; Pyralidae
Exons: 3
Coding region: 62-988 (308 amino acids)
Source: RefSeq, a predicted model, not a curated record